Molecule: messenger RNA, 2766 nt
Organism: Lactuca saligna
Lineage: Eukaryota; Viridiplantae; Streptophyta; Magnoliopsida; Asterales; Asteraceae
Source: the annotation of a GenBank genome assembly
CACAAAAACCGGGGAAGUAAAUCCUUUCAUUCGCAAUUACAGUUUACAGCUUUCCCGUCGAGUAGUUGAAAAAAUAUGUCCGUUGCCUCCUGCACUAUCGCCGGUGGCUAUCACCACCACCACGAUAAUCUUACUUCUCACGGUGUUAGCAACUUUUCUUCACCAUCUUCAUCAUGUUAUCACCGCUGUAAUUUUCCUAUUAUGAUUCAAAGCAUAUCCACAGUCAGACCUCUCACUUUCAUCCUUAAUCGAAAUUCUGUUGCUGCCGCUGUAUCAUCAAGCAGUUCAACGAGAAAUAUUAGUAGUUCUACUAGCAAUGAUAGCAGUUUCACUUGGGAUGAUGUCUUUCAAAUAUCUCAACAGCGGAAUGUUUCAUCGGAUCUCAGUGGAUUCUUUCAGAAGAUCAAAUCAUGCAAUCGAGGCCGGGAAACGCGUUCUGAUUUCAUUCCCUUUGUCAUCGAGGACCAAAUUGUUGGCAAUGUUCAUAACGGUUUUCUUGACCAUUUAAGCAAGUUCAAGGACGUUUUCACUUACAUCAAAGGUGAUUCAUAUGGUAGUCAAUCUGGCCAUAUCACAUUACAAUCUGCAUUGAAAACACCUGAGCAUAGAACUGAAGCCCUUGGAAAUGUAAUCAAGUGCUUAGGUGAAGAAGUAAUUCCAGGUAUACGAAAUGAGCUAUAUCCUGUUACUUCAUCUUAUGGAGAACAAGUUUAUUUCUCACUGGAACGUGCAGCAGCACCUUACUUUGGGAUAAACGCUUAUGGAGUUCACAUGUGUGGAUAUGUUGAAAAAGAUGGAGAAAAAUACAUGUGGAUUGGGAAAAGAAGUGAAAUGAAACAAACCUACCCAGGAAUGCUUGACCAUCUUGUUGCUGGAGGAAUGCCCCAUGGAAUCUCACCUGGAGAUAAUCUUGUGAAGGAAUGUGAGGAAGAAGCAGGAAUCCCAAGUUCCAUUUCUACAAGAGCUAUACCAGUUGGUGUAGUCUCCUACAUGGACAUUGAAGGUUAUAGAUUCAAGAGAGAUGUUUUAUUUUGUUAUGAUCUAAAGCUUCCGGAAACUUUCGUUCCCAACAAUCAGGAUGGAGAAGUGGGAAGCUUUAAACUACUCCCUGUAACACUUGUUGCUGACGUCAUCAGAAAUACAAAUUUCUUCAAAGCAAAUUGCAAUCUAGUCAUCAUUGAUUUCCUUUUCAGACAUGGGUUCAUUAAACCCGAAGAGGUUGGGUACUUGAAGCUGUUACAAAGCUUGAGAAGUGGAGAUUGUUCCUAAAAUAAAAACAAGGUUGGGCAAAGAAAAACAUAAUACAAACAAAAAUGAUUACAUGAUAUCAAAAGGAGAGCAAACUCAAACCGCAUAUUUACAAUUCCGUAAUUACCCUUAUGUUUGAUCCAAUCAAACACCAUAGCGAGCAUACUAUCCAUCGACAUGGAAAUAGAAGCACUCAGAUUAUUAAAAAUGUUGUUGUUUCUCGCUUUCCAAAUACACCAUAAGAAAACAUAUAUGAUGGCUAACAAAAUCCACCUUAAGGAAUUUUCCACCUGAGGACAACUUAGAAAAAAAUGAUUGGAAUCAUCGAUUCCACCAUUGCAAAACUGACAGAAGAUGUUCAAGAUAGAAAUACCCUUUCGAGCAAGAGUCACAGCCGAAGGAAGCCUAUCAAUACAAGCCUUCCAAACAAAGACAAUAAUUUUCAACGAGAUCAACGUUAACCAAAGAGUCAGAUUGGACAUAAGAACAAUAAGCUUAGAAUCGAUUAUGACACGCAAAUCAUGAACGGAAAAGUUCCCCAUUAGGAGAGAGCUUUGAUUUCCAAAUAUUCGUCUCUUUACUCAAAACCAUCUCAUCUGUGCAGCCCCUUAAACCUCUUAAUUCCGCAAUUUCAAUAUAGCUACUAAGAAUUCUUUUCCAAUACUUGACAAAUCUAUUAUUCAAUAUUUUCUCCUCGAUAUAACAUGAUUUUUUUUCUUAUCAAGGGCAAAAAGAGAUGGAUAUCAUGCAACCAAAGAACCACAACCUAUCCAAUUGUCUAACUAAAACAAAGUAGAAUUACCGGAACCAACAUGUAUUUGAAAAAUUGAAGAAACGUCAAUUCCAACCUCCUCCACCACACGGGCCACCUUAACAAAAUUAAACUAGAUUCCAAGAAUCGAUUUUUUGGCGAGACCGUCAAUAGGUUUUCUUUUGUUGUGAAUGCCACAAAUGACUCGCUUCCAUAGAGACACAAAGUCACAUUUAAACUGCGAAAGCUAUUUGUAUAUCAAAGCCCACUUCAAUGAAUCAAGGGAGCCCACCCCGAGACCACUUUGAUAGUUAGGCUCAAGAAUCACCUUCCAGACCACCCAAUUGAUUUUAUUUUUUCUUUCAUUCCCUCCUCAAAAAAAGCGUCUGCAAAUCUUCUCAAGAUGCUCAAUAAACCUUUGCAGGUUUAUUAAUUCUAUAUUUCCAACACUAUUGUUCUCUUACAAAUGGACUCUUUCUAUAAUUCUGAUGCUACACGGGUACAAUUAUGUAAUUUUAUUUUACACAUAGGACUAUUUAUGUGUUACAGAGGGGCUAUUUAUGUCAUUUUGCUUUACAAUGACCAUUUCUAUAAUAUUUCUAUUACAUAGGAACUAUUACUGUGAAGUUAUCUUACACAUGGACCGUUAUUGUAACUUUUACUUACACAUGGACCAUUUCUGUAAUUUUUCUAUUACAUGGGACCCAUUUCUGAUAACUUCGUGAGUUUUCUCGAACAAAGAUAUUGUUGUAAAUGAUUGAAUGAAC